GACCUGUUCUGGUGUUCCGCUCUGCCGAGUCGAUGAGAAAUAGCCGCCGGGUUCACAGUUCACUUGCAGUCGCAGUCGCAGUCGCAGUUGCUGGUUGCUUUGCUCCCCACAUUUGUCGACGGUCGCCGUCGCCGGUUCCUCGUGCAACGCACCGCGCUAACGAUGGCCGAGACGGUGGGCUUCGCGAGCGGCGACGCGGCGGCGUGGCGCGCAGCGCUGGCCGCGUACGACCGCCGUCUCGCGGCCCUAGACAAACCCGACCUCGUGGCCGUGGACUCCUUUUACCGCCACGACCUGCCCGCGCUCCUGCGCUGCCGUGACCCGGAUCCUUUCCUCGCCAAGCCCGAGCUGGUGCGCCUCCUCCAGUGGAAGCUCUCUCGCGGCAAGUGGAGACCGAGGCUGAUGGAUUUCGUCAAGGGCUUGGACGACGCCGUGGUGGAGUCGGCGUCGCGCAAGGCGUUCGCGGCUUUGCCCGACCUCAGAAGGGCCAUCACCGAGCUUACCGUGCUCAAGGGAGUCGGACCCGCCACUGCGUCCGCCGUGCUCGCUGCGUAUGCACCUGAUGUCGCACCGUUCAUGUCUGACGAGGAACUGAGCAUAGGAGAAGAAAGUUUCACACCCUCAGAUGUCGAGAGAGCACUGUGGAGCUCGGCAAUUGCGUCCAAGUCACCACCAAGCGGUAACCCAAAGAGGGAAUCAAAGAUGCAUGGCAAGAGGAAAAGAUGAUUUACACCGCGCUUCUUUAUUGAGGCUAAAAGGGUUUUAGUAGCUGCGGGUCUUAGAUUCUUAGUUGAACACUUGUUUUUGUAACCUGCGGAAUGGAAUCCUUUGGUGGAGUAUAAUUUGAAAUCCUUAGUUGACCAAAACACUUUAUUUCCUACAUGCCUACCAGUGACCCUCGCUACAUGAGCUCGGAUGCAUCGUGCAUGUGUAUUUCAAGACUAAUGCACCCGUUGUUGCUAUUGCUGAAAAUAUGUGCCGGUCUUUUUGAA
Molecule: messenger RNA, 992 nt
Organism: Zea mays
Lineage: Eukaryota; Viridiplantae; Streptophyta; Magnoliopsida; Poales; Poaceae
Exons: 3
Coding region: 163-726 (187 amino acids)
Source: RefSeq, a predicted model, not a curated record